Salvelinus fontinalis (brook trout) is the source of this 6288-nucleotide messenger RNA. Its product is annotated as rap guanine nucleotide exchange factor 6-like. Gene Ontology annotation, cellular component: plasma membrane; endocytic vesicle; apical plasma membrane. Gene Ontology annotation, biological process: positive regulation of ERK1 and ERK2 cascade; Ras protein signal transduction; positive regulation of GTPase activity. The record is from RefSeq and is a predicted model, not a curated record. Gene Ontology annotation, molecular function: guanyl-nucleotide exchange factor activity; protein binding. The coding region runs from base 650 to 5428 and encodes 1592 amino acids. Lineage: Eukaryota; Metazoa; Chordata; Actinopteri; Salmoniformes; Salmonidae. The transcript is spliced from 28 exons.
CACUCUGAGUUGGGGAACGGGAGCAGGCGGUCUGGCCCCUCUGGAGACGGACGGGCGCGCGCGCACACACACACACACACGUGCUGUCGGAGCGCUCUAGACAGAGAGAGCUAGAGAGGGAGGAAGAGAGCUGCAGUGAGCCAGGCGGUGUGAGGAGGGAAAUACACAGAUGAGUGCAUGCUGACUGACUGGAAGUCCUGCUAGUGGUCUCUCUCUCUCUCUGGGACUAUUGACUAGUGACAGCACCGCUGGCGCAGCCCUGGAGAACAGGCUGUCUGUCAGCCAUAGUUACAAACAGGUUGAAAAGAUGGAAAGAAAACUACCAGGGACUUUAAAUGACUUUUCCUCAACCCUCUGACUUCUCUCUAAGGAUCCUCCUGUCUGCAGUUUUACAACACGACUGAACUUGAGCAAGUUUGCAGGAUCGCUGAUCGUUGAGGCUGUGGCCAUGCAACCAGCUAUGUCUUUGGGAUUUAAUGCAUUUAGCCCUCUGGAGAUGUCGAAUGGCUAAUUGUUUCUGAGUCCAGCUUUUUAAAUACAUUUCUUAAUUUGAAUGUAGAGGGUCGCUAGUGAUCCUCUAAAUGCCUCUCUCGCCAUUGGCAUUGGCUUCCCUCUUGAUUGACGUGUGACAGUCACUGCCAGAACCUGAAUGAACAAUAGCAAACUGACAACUAACGCCCGAGGACAUUUGGACAACGUUGAGGAUUGGAUUUCCUUUCGCCCCUUCGAAAGAAGCCUCAGUCUUUUCGGCGUCUGCUUUCUUUUCCUUCUUUUCCUUUUCCCCCCUGUCUGUUGGUGUCGAAAGGGGAAACUUUGCCUCCCUGCUCUCGCUCUGAACAUGGCUUUCCUUGUCCGUUGCUAUGCCAACUGCUUGCAGCCGUGGUCCUCCAAACUUCCCGGAGACCUCAACAAGAUGCACCUUACAGACCACCCCCACAGCCAGGGGAUGCAUGUGCCGCCCAGCCAAUCAGGAUGCAGCAUCGCCAGUGAUUCGGGGAGCAGUAGCCUAUCAGACAUCUACCAGGCCACGGAGAGCGAGAUGGGUGACGUGGACCUGUCUGGGCUCCCGGAGGCGGCGGUGGACUCUGAGGAGGAGGAGGAGGAGGACGAAGACCUGGAGAGGACGUCGGACACCCUACUGGGUAGAGACCUUGUCCGGGAGUGUCUGGAGAAGGACCCCGUGGACCGCAACGAUGACGACAUCGAACAACUGUUGGAGUUCAUGCACCAGCUGCCAGCCUUUGCCAACAUGACCAUGUCGGUCCGGCGGGACCUGUGUACUGUCAUGGUGUUUGAGGUGGUGGAGCAGGCGGGGACCACGAUCCUAAAGGACAAACAGGAGCUGGACCUGUGGUAUGUGAUCCUGAACGGGGCGGUGGAGAUCAGCCACCCAGACAGCCGCAUGGAGACCCUCUGCAUGGGCAACAGCUUCGGCAUCUCCCCCUCCCUGGACAAGCAGUACAUGAGCGGAGUGUUGCGCACCAAGGGGGACGACUGCCAGUUUGUGUGCAUCGCCCAAGAGGACUACUGGCGGAUCCUCAACCAUGUGGAGAAGAACACACACAAGGUGGAGGAGGAGGGAGAGAUCGUCAUGGUGAAGGAACAUCGCGAGCUGGACCGCAGCGGCACCAGGAAGGGACACAUCGUCAUCAAGGGCACCCCAGAGCGUUUGAUAUUGCACCUGGUGGAGGAGCCAUCGGUGGUUGACCCCACCUACAUCGAAGACUUCCUCCUCACCUACCGCACCUUCCUCUCCAGCCCCAUGGAAGUCGGCAAGAAGCUGCUCGAGUGGUUCAAAGUCGACAGCCUCAGAGACACGGUGACACGCAUAGUGUUGUUAUGGGUGAACAACCAUUUCAACGACUUUGAAGGUGACCCAGCCAUGACAAGGUUCCUUGAAGACUUUGAGAAGCUGCUGGAAACCACAAAAAUGAAGGGUCACCUGAGGCUACUGAACAUAGCGUGUGCAGCCAAGGCCAAGUGGAGGCAGAUCACUCUGCAGAAACCGUCCAGAGAGUCCCCGCUCUACUUCAGCCUGCAUGGCGGCAGCGAGAGGGGUUUCGGCAUCUUCGUGGAGUCGGUGGAGGGGGGCAGCAAGGCCGCGGAGGCUGGACUCAAACGGGGAGACCAGAUAAUGGAGAUCAAUGGUCAGAACUUUGAGAACGUCUCCUACGUCAAAGCUAUGGACUUCCUGAGGAACAACACACACCUCUCCCUCACAGUCAAGACUAACAUCUUCGUGUUCAAAGAGCUGCUGAGCCGGAUCGUUCACGAGAAGAAGAAUGGCGUUCCGCACAUCCCCAAGAUCCAGGAGAAGAAGGGCAACCGCUUCUCCAUCCCUGACCUGCCUGGAGACAUGGAGUUCCCCACAGACCACAAGGCCACCAAGAAGAUGAAGGCCAACACCGUUUCUGGGGGACGGAACAAGAUCAGGAAGAUGCUAGAGAAGACCCGCUUCAGCAUCCUACCACCUAAACCCUUCAGGCGACUCUUUGGUGAUGGUGGCGUGGGUCAGUCUCAGGAUGACAGCAUCGUGGGCACUAAGCAGUGCAGGCACAGCGUGGCCAUCAUGCCCAUCCCUGGCAGCCUCUCAUCCAGCAGCCCUGACCUGCUGCAGCCAGCCACUAAUGUGUUGGACUUCUCCAAUCCAGCAGCCGUGGGCUUCUACUACAUUCCAGACCAGGUGAUCCGGGUGUUCAAGGCUGACCAGCAGAGCUGUUACAUCAUCAUCAGCAAGGACACCACUGCCAAGGACGUGGUCAGUCACGUGGUCAACGAGUUUGGCCUGAGCGCAGCCCCGGAGAACUACUCCCUCUGUGAAGUGUCGGUCAGCCCCGAGGGCGUCAUCAAACAACGCAGGCUACCUGACCAGCUCUCCAAGCUGGCUGACCGCAUCCAGCUCAACGGCAGGUACUACCUGAAGAACAACAUGGAUACGGAGACGUUGUGUUCAGACGAUGACGCCCAGGAGCUGCUGAAGGAGAGUCACAUCACCCUGCUCCAGCUCAGCACCGUGGAGGUGGCCGCCCAGCUCUCCAUGAGGGACUUUGAGCUGUUCCGUAACAUCGAGUCCACCGAGUACGUGGACGACCUCUUCAAGCUACUGGACUCCUCGGGGGGAGUCCAGCAGACGCGCCUCAAGCAGUUUGAGGAGGUCAUCAACCAGGAGACCUUCUGGGUCGCCACGGAGAUCCUGAGGGAGCCCAACGCCAUGAAAAGGAUGAAGACCAUCAAACACUUCAUCAAGAUCGCUCUGAACUGUAGAGAGUGCAAGAACUUCAACUCCAUGUUCGCCAUCAUCAGUGGCCUAAAUCUGGCCCCAAUAGCUCGUCUCAGGUCGUCGUGGGAGAAGCUGCCCAGUAAGUACGACAAGCUGUUCCGCGACCUGCAGGACAUCUUCGACCCGUCCAGGAACAUGGCCAAGUACCGCAACGUCCUGAGCAGCCAGAGCAUGCAGCCGCCCAUCAUCCCCCUGUUCCCCGUCGUCAAGAAGGACCUCACCUUCCUACAUGAAGGUAAUGACUCUAAAGUAGACGGUCUGGUGAACUUUGAGAAGCUGAGGAUGAUCGCCAAGGAGAUCCGUCACGUUGUCCGUAUGACCUCAGCCAACAUGGACCCAGCUCUUAUGUUCCGACAGAGGAAGAAGAGGUGGAAGAGUUUAGGGUCUCUGAGUCAGGGCAGCACCAACUCCAACAUGUUGGACGUGCAGGGCGGGGCCCACAAGAAGCGCGUGCGUCGCAGCUCGCUGCUCAACGCUAAGAAGCUGUACGAGGACGCUCAGAUGGCCCGUAAGGUCAAGCAGUACCUGUCCAACCUGGCGGUGGAGACGGACGAGGAGAAACACCAGAUUAUGUCUCUACAGUGCGAGCCCGUUUACAGCACCUUGUCCAAGAACCUGAGCGAGCGACGGUCCACCAAGUCGGACAUCUCGCCUGUGUCGCUGCGCUCGGCGCUGCCCGGGGGGAAGGCCCAGAACCGCGUGUCCCAGGUGCUACAGAUCCAGGUACCCCUCUACCCCCAACGGAAGAAGAGCACCGCCAAGGACAUUCACGCCGCACACAACUCCAGCUCUCCCCUAGUGAUAAAGAAGCCUCCCAGCUCCCAGCUCUGCCAAUCAGAGGACAGUCCCUGGAGUGGGAAGAGGUCUGCUGAAGACACUGUGUCCAUCGUGUCCUCCCUGCACUCCAGCCCCACCAUCUCGCCACAGGGCUCCCCGCGCAAAGUGGGUGGCAUGGCCAAGCCCCAGCAUAACUCCAACAGCCAGAUGAACAUGUCUGGCUCGUCGUCCUCUCUGACCAGCGAGGCCAGCACCAAGGCAGGCACGGCGGGCACCCGCAGCUACGGCAUAGGCUAUGCCCUGAUGCCUGCAGUGAAGUCCGACAACCUGUCCGACUCCAGCCACAGUGAGAUCUCGUCCCGCUCCAGCAUCGUCAGUAACUGCUCUGUGGACUCGAUGCCUGCUGGCCCUGCAGAGGAGCGCCAAGGCACCAAGGCCAGGGACACCACUGAGACCCCAGGCACCACCACGCAGCUCACACACACCGACUCUGACUGCAGCCAGCCCAGCACCAGUUCGUUGGCGCGGGGCCAGGUGAUGCGGGGUUCCACCUUCACCUCCUCCACCUCCACAGAGGAGCUGACUCCCGACCACGUCUCCCUGGACAGUGUGGCCGACAGCGGGCGGGGCAGCUGGACCUCCUGCUCCUCCAACUCCCACGACAGCUUUCAGAGCUUGCCUGUCCCCCUGCUGGGCCGACCCCCCACCUGGGACCACCUAGUGCCUGGGGGCUUCCGCCACACCCAGCUAGCAGGGCCUAUAGUCGAGGUUGAGGCUGGGCUGGCCUGGGUUGGGGUAGCGGGAGGACCGGGGGCGGGGUCCGUGGGAGGAGAGGACGCCAAGAGGCUCUCCAGAGACAGUUCAGAGCUAAACCAAUCACGGCAGAGCUGGGCCUCAUCCUCCUCGCUGUCGGACACCUACGAGGGGAACUACGGCACCAUCAAACGCCGCACUGCCGAAGGCGUCUCCGCCGCCCCUGGGGAGGGCCCUGACGCACCCCAAAGCACAGAUCCCGUCUACAAAAUGGUCACCUCAAGCACAGAGAAAGGCCUCAUAGUGUACUGUGUAACCUCCCCCACCAAGGACGAUAGGUACAGGGGGCCUCCCCCCACCCCUCCGGGAUACCAGGGCCUCACCCUGGUCGAUGGACAGGAUGGAGCUCCCCUACGACCACCCCACUUGCGGCCGCCCGACUAUAGCGUGGCCCUGCAGAGGUCUAAGCUGCUACAUAGCCCCGGAGGCCUGGUGGAGGCCCGGAGACUGGGGGUGAACCUCCUCCACCACGAAUCCCAGGGCCAGUCCCGGCCGGCCAGCGUCUGCCUACAGGGCCUAGGGGAUAGUGAGGAUGAUGAGCAGGUGUCCGCGGUGUAGAGCUGGCUGGACGCCUGAACGGACACCGCAGGCCGUUGGAGAGGGAGGGAGGGGUGGUCUAAGCUACAGCAGCUUCCUUGCUGCCUCUCCUCUGGGUUCACGCCCCUCUCUAGGCCCUCCACGGCUCGGCUGACAGCUGCUCAAUGCUAAACCAACGACGCCCCACAGAACUUGUACAAUCAUCUGUUUUACUCCAUUUUAAAAUUGGUUUAGAAGCUCCCAAGUUUUAGACUCCCACACCCCUGAAACAUAACUGUAUACAGACUGAGAAGUGGUGUGACGUCACGGCAUAUGGCUCAGGCAUUUGGGGACGCUGUGCUGAGGAUGAAGAAGGGAUGGACGAUGCCCGCUGUUGUCUUUUUAACAGUACCUCCAUUUGCUUUUGUGCUCUCUUGUCCCAGGUGUUUUGAAUUAGUUUUUCCUCAGUCGUUGCUUGAAAGUGUUUGUUUUUUGUUUUUUUAGCCGUUUGCUUGAAGCUCUCAGUUUUAAAUGGCAUGCGAACACAAGUAAAAUGAGAAUAUCCAGGAAGGGAGAAAAUCUGAACAAUCGUUUUUCUUCUCGUUAGUUGAUGAAGCAGAGAUCAAGCAAGCUGCAGAAACUCUCCACAAAUAUUUUUAUUUUGAGGGCAGUGAGUGCAGUUUUAAAUGGCAUGCGAACACAAGUAAUAUGAGAAUAUCCAGGAAGGGAGAAAAUCUGAACAAUCGUUUUUCUUCUCGUUAGUUGAUGAAGCAGAGAUCAAGCAAGCUGCAGAAACUCUCCACAAAUAUUUUUAUUUUGAGGGCAGUGAGUGAGGGGAAGUGAGUGAGUGAGGGGAAGUGAGUGAGUGAGGGGAAGUGAGUGAGUGAGGGGAAGAAAGUGAG